GCUUCGCGAAUACAUAAACAAAGUAGAAAUCCAACUCGUACAUAAACUAAUUAGGAUCCAACCUAUACAAGUACGAAUCUCACACAACAAAUACAUCUUCAAGUAAAUCUAUUUGCUAAAUUGAAUCAUAAACUGAGUUCCACUCUCUGACCUUAUGCUCGUAAUCGGUCCAUUCAAAUUAGCAAAUGUACGACGUGGAAUACUUAUCGAUUCACGCGCUCAAAACUUAGCCUGAGAGGUAAUGGACAAAUGGACGACUGCUGGGAAACUGGGGAUUGAAUGCUAAAUUGAUCGGACCAUAGCGUGUGCCAAUCGACCUUCCUCCACGACUAAUUUUACGCACAAGUACCGAGCAAUUAUAUCGUAGACCCUUUUCAUACUCAUUUCGAUGGUUUGGCAUGGGUAAUUGAAAUACGAGAUGCACUGUGAUUUAUAGCGUUAAUGUAUAAAUAAAAAAAUUAACUUGGUACAUGCUAAAUAUUAGUAACAAUUAUAAUAUCUCACGUGAGUAAAGUAAUUUAAUAAUAUCAAGUAAAGAUUUAGUUCAAUUUCUAUACGACAGAGAUUUUUUGCCGAAAUCCAUAAGAAACGAGACAAAAGAUCGUGUCAAUUACUUAACAUUCUAUGCGAGUGUGAAGAAAACAAAUAUUUUUAGAAAUAGUGCUUCUGCAUUGACUUUUUCCCAUUUCAUAAAAAUGAUUUUAAAUCAUUGUAAAAGUCUGACUUUAAAUAUUCCGACAACUGUUCCACACGCAAAACACAUCAAAUACGAGUACGUAACCCUCUUUUACGGAGUUGCACUCGGAUUAUACCCGUUAAGCUCUUUUAUGCAAAUGAAAUUGAGUUGGAUGUCCAAGGUUACGGAAAAAAAAAAUCAACUAGCGAAAAAUAACGAAAAUUACAGCUUCCCAUAAAAAUGAGUAGGACUUUUUAGGACUUCAUUUCUACUGUCCAAACAUAGUAGAAGUUGAGAAUAAAAAGAAUAAAUUUCUUAAUUAAUUGCAAAAUUAAAUAAAGGAUAAAAAUGAACCUCCCGCAUUGAUCCCCACCGCUAACAAAGUUCUCGCUAUAAAUACAGCCGACUUUAUUUUCAGGAGGAGAUCGGUGAAAUCAUAGAGUCGGUGCCGCGAUCAUGCCUCGUUAAUGGAAACGCCGACAGUCGAGGCAGCAGCAUACGUCGCUCACGUAAACGAAACGUUGAGAUGUCGUCGCAGCCGACACGUCCAAUUGUCGAUGAUUACCUGGCGGAAUUCAAUAGUAUCAUUGCCAAUGAGAUUGAAGAGCUCACGAAAGAGAAAAACGCCACGAAGAUGACGUUGAAUUCUGACUACGACGAGCCACGUGAUCAAUUGAGGCACAGUGUCUACGACGAGCCAACUUUCGACUCACCAAAGAUCUGUACACAUAAGGCACCAUCGACUGAUCCAAUGCCAAGAUCAAACAGAAUGUUGAAGGUGGUUGCUAAGACGAAAGCAGAUGAUGCAGGAGCACAAUUACCGCCGUUUCCAGGCGAUUCUCGACGAAAAGCUAGUUUACCGAGCAACGGUCUGUUUGGACAGAAGAGGACCAGUCAUUACGGGAAGAUUGUGAAAUUGAAAAUCAACGAACCGGAUUACGAAGAAAUCCGCGAUCAGCUCACUUACGAAGUCAUCGGUUGCAGAUCCAAGUCGCUGGAUAAUCAUAAUAAACCCAGUUCUGCACCAAGCACACCGACUGAAGUCAAGCGUACGCCUUUUUCGCGACUUUUACGUAAACACAAACACACGCCGAUUUACAGAGACACAUCGGCCGAUGCUGUUCUGGUUCGCGUGUCUUCAUUACCUGAUCAAGACCUCGUCAAUUUGUCGAACGAUAGGAAAGCAAGUGUGAACAAGUCUUCCUCGAACAACGAAGUAUCGAAAAAGAAUCGAUCGAUGUCUCCAAUCCUGAGUUUACGUUCAGAUGCCAGUGCUAAGAGAUUAUCCGAAUCUGACAAAGAUGUUACAAGAAUUAGCUCUAUUGAAUUAAAAAGAUUUAAUGCUAACGACGUUGCUGUCGGUUGCGAUUUACCUGGUACUAUUGUCACAAGCAAUGGACACCUGAAAGCAAUCGUCAGUCUUGCAGACGGAAAUACCAGAUCAGGCUCGUUACCAAUAUCACUGCAAUCAUUACUCUCUCGCCUAACGAAAAGCAACGGCUCUUGCUGCUCGAGCAGUCCACCCGCGGAAAGUUUAGCCUGUGUGGACAUGGCCACACAGACGUCACCCGCUAUAUCUCGAAGCUCGAGUUUCACGUGGGUCAGCGAUUGUGAAUCUCCUCAUCAAGAAUUGAACGGAGAUGUGUUUGUGAGAUCAUUGCAAGACGAAACGAUUCUCAAUCCAACAUCCCCACAAAAUACCGUUGACGACGACAACAGAUCGUCUUCGUCGUCACAGGAUUUACUACAGAGUAUGGACGAGAUUUCAUCCGGCAGUUUGUCACCGGAUGCUACUGACCGUGCCUCUCCCCUUGAAAGUGGCAUUGGAACCGCUAGUCCUCCGAGGAGCACUGACCGAAGACUUGCCAAACCCCUGCCAUCCGUAUCCACAAAUAGCCCGCCGUCAGCAGGCAAGUGUCACCGCAAAGAGACGUGGGAGAGAAUACGUCGUCGACCUUCGAAAUUGGCCAGCAGCUCGUCACAACAGCCUCACGAUUGGGGAAGCAACGUGUGGGUCAAACGUGAAAGCGUUCACACGCAGACAACAGACGAGACGACAGCGUCACCAGCUCAAGCUAAUUCUCUUGAGGCAGUCGACAGCAGCAGUGGAUUAGACGAUUCGUUGCCAAGAGCAAAGACCGCUAGACCUAGUGAUCUACCACUCGCAGCGCCACUCUCGACUACUGCUAGUAGCUCGCUGAGUUCCAGUGAACUUGUUACCUGUACACCACCUCGUGGGCCUUCUACGCCUCUGGCGGUGAGCUUGCAACCACUCAAUGUGGAGUAUGCAAGUAAGAGUAACAGCGCGCCUUUUCUGGAUAAUAAUGCUGGCGUUGUUGACAUUGGCGCCUACGAGGAGACUAGCCGACAGCAGCCCCGUUCGCAGUCCGAACGACAACUAUCAGAAAUCGAGGCCCAGGAGGCGUGCAAAUGGCUGAGGGCAGCUGGUUUCCCGCAGUAUGCGCAGAUGUACGAAGAUUAUCAAUUUCCUAUUGACGUAACCGGCGUUGCCAAGGAUCACCCAUUUCUCGAGGCUGACUCUCUGCAGAGUCUCUUCCGCAGACUCCAUGCACUCAAUCGUUGCGCUAACAUGAAACUUGACACCCACCACCAUCAUCAUCAUCAACAUCAUCAUCAUCAUUCUCAUAACAUAACUAAUCACAGCAAAAGCAGCGUAGGUGGUACAACCGGCGGCGACGACUCAGACGAGGACACUCAGUGCGCAUUGAGUGAGAACUGGACCUUUGAGAAGAAGACGCGACGUUGGUCGCGUAUCUGCGACAUCACGCCUGGUAACGUGGAACGUCUGCAGGCCAUCGCAGGCCAGCAGCAGCAACAGCAAUCACAACAAACACAAUCAACAAUCGAUGACAGUUUAGACGAUCGUUUGGAACAAGACGAAGCUGACGACACGAUGCUCGACACACUUCGUUAUCGUAGUUUACCGCCAGGACCAUUACCUGAUGAACUUGGUACUCGAUUCAGACGAACCGGUUCGGAACGUCUACGCGACGGUGCCAAGGCAUUCCUUCGACGUAUGGAAUCUUUAAAAUCACGGAGGAGGAAGCAUCAGCAUAAUCGCGAUGGAGUUGUGAUAAGUGGACCACAAGUGUUAGACGUAUUGUCGAUGCAACAGCGUAUGAAGGAUCUCAAUUGCGUGGAUGUUUCUCCAACCGGAGACGUAUCAUUUGCCGAUCUCUUGCUAUCACCAUCACCCCUACAACUACAAGCUUCACCUACUACAGCGCCAACAACAUCUCCAUUUCAUUUGCCAGCACCCUCGUCGCCAAUGGCUAACACUGCUAGUGCUUUUGGUGAUGAUUCGUCGAGUUACUGUUCGGACGGUUCGCAAGGUGGUGGUCCUACGCCUACACCAACUAAAACUAAGAUGAAUAAGGCAAGAAGGUUUCUACAUCGUGGAUCUCGUGAGGAUCAAGGUGCACUUAGUGAUUCCGAAUGUCAACCGACAAGUUGGAGGCAUCGCUACUUUAAAAAUGCUAAUAGCAAUAACACUAAGGUUUUAGAUUAUGUCACCUCAAGCCCCAAGGACUCACCAUUGAAAGCGAGCAUCGUAAGUAAUGCAGCGAUCAAUACACGCGGUGGCAGUUUAAACUUAGGCAAAGAGUCGAAUCGCUAUCGCGAUAAGUUUUCUACGAAUAGCCACAAAGAAGACAAAGUGGCAGUAUUGAAACGCGAAGAGAAAUUCCAUAAAAGCUUCCGUCAUCGUAGCGCCGACGAGCCAAUUCGAACGGAGAAAAUCGUCACCAAAGAAGUGACGGUCUACCGUUCGGAAAAAUCUCGUACAACAGCAAGUAGCCAAGAGAGUAGUUCCACCGUUGCAAGUCGGGAUUCUGAUCAAGAGGAAGAUUCACCGAGACACAAGGGUAACGUCGUCAGGUGGCACAGUUUUCAAAGAGGAUCGCUCUAUCCAGAACCUCUUGAUCCGCUGUGUCCACGUGCUGUGGCGUCAAUGUCAUGUGGACAAUUGUUAGUGUUGAGAAAAUUAGCGCUAUUAAAGUUGACCGCAUGUAUGGAAAGAUACUGCCCGACCCACCGUACCGGCUGGAAUUGGGAAUUACCCAAAUUUAUCAGGAAGAUCAAGACUCCGGAUUACAAGGAUAAAACUGUCUUUGGUGUUCCGUUGUUACUGUCACUUCAGAGGACUGGUCAAGCACUGCCCAAGUGUAUUCAGAUUGCUUUGAGGUGGCUCAGGGCUAAUGCUUUGGAUCAAGUUGGAAUAUUCAGGAAGAGCGGCGUAAGAUCGAGAAUUCAGAAGCUCAAAACUAUGACGGAAACUCAAGGCGAUAAUAUUAAUUUUGACGGGCAGCAAGCCUUCGAUGUGGCUGAUUUGAUCAAGCAGUACUUCAGGGAACUGCCCGAGGCACUGCUGACUAACAAGUUGUCCGAGACGUUUAUUGCUAUCUUCCAGCAUGUACCAGUAGAACUACGACCAGAUGCAGUUCAGUGCGCCCUUCUCCUUCUACCCAACGAACAUCGCGAAGCUUUGGAAACAUUGCUCGACUUUCUGAAUCACGUGGCGGCGAAUGCACCUUACAACCAGAUGACCGCGUCGAACUUAGCAGUAUGUUUGGCGCCAAGCCUGUUCCACUUCAAUCAUAGCAACGCGAACGUGAGCAACAGGUCAAACAGCGUGUCACCGCGACGUCGAAAGACCGUUGGUAUACCCGACCAACGUGAACUUUCUGAAAACAAGGCGGCUCACGAUUGUCUGCUAUAUCUCAUCAAAACUCAUCGCGAGUUGUUCAUGGUGUCGUCAGACAUAUUGUCGCAGUGCCACUUCAACUACAUGGAGGAAAGUGUGCCAGUCCCGUUGGAGGAACUUGGCUCGGAACUCAAGCAAGACUGGAGGGGAUAUUUGUACGCCUGUACCUCGGCUUUGCUCAAGGAAGGUCGCGAAAAGAGCCGCGGCUGGGUGUCAGUGAACAAUCCUGCUGACUCAAAUGUCGAGAUGGCAUACAAAAAGGUAGGCGAUGGUCAUCCGUUGCGAUUGUGGCGCGUAACUACGGAAGUGGAAGCGCCGCCAGAAGAACUGUUGCACCGGGUGCUACGCGAACGUCACAUCUGGGAUCCACAGCUGCUCAAGUACCGCCAGGUGGCUAAGCUUGAUGCCAAUGCCGAAGUCUUUCAGUACGCUACUGGCAAUAUGAGCCCAUUACCAGCUCGUGACUAUUGCGUUUUGAGAUCAUGGCAGACAGAUUUGCCAAAAAAAGCGUGCGUUAUAGUUGAGACUUCCGUGGAGCAUGCAGACGCGCCGGUAAUGCUUGGCGGUACGCGCGGCAUUGUAUUAGCAUCGCGCUACCUCAUCGAGCACUGCGGAAGCGGACGAUCUCGUAUUAUGCAUCUAUCCAGAGUCGACACUAAGGGUCGCACACCUGAAUGGUACAACAAGAGUUACGGUCAUAUUGCAGCAUUGCAUUUGAGCAAAAUUCGUGCCUCGUUCAAGCACACAACGGACGGUCCGGAAAGCAAAGUCUGAGAUAAGUCGACCGCGCAGCCAUCGGUGCUGCGCGGUUCAACUCAUGAGAAACAGCAGGAGCAACGACAGCAGAAACAGCAGCCACCGGAAAAGCCUCCAUGUGCGACAGUGAUCGCCGCAGCGGUAGCUACAGCAAUUGACCAGAUGUCUGAGGUGCAACCACGGCAUGAUCCGCACUUUCUGCGACCUCCGACUACCGACAGCGAUUAAAAGUGAAUUUAUUUUUCGACCAAAAUGCGCAUUCCAGUGCCUAUCCAGACGAACUAUUUUAUUCUCACGUGUAUAGGUUGUUAUACGCGAGCACUAUCUUUGUUACCCAAACCCUUUCACACAACAUCCCUUUAUGUCGAAUGUGUAUUUUUCAUAUAAUGUGUAUAACCAAUGUCUAUACCCGACGAGUGCUGUAGACUUUUUUUACGAGAUGUUUCUUCCCUACGGACCAAAUGUCGUGUUUUCUUUUUUCUAAUUUUUUGGUUUUUGAACAAUGAUUAAUUAACGUAGGUAGCGUACAUAUAUAUAUUAUCCGCGUUUACGAGAUGCAGAUAUAUAAUCGCUAUAUAUAUUUUAAUACGUACGAAAAAGAUAGCGAAUGAAGUAGUUGUAGUAUUGAUAUUUUUUGUGUUUCGGAAGAGAAAUCUAUCGUAACGAGACGCUGUGCGUACCAAAAGUGAAUGUCAAACGUAUAUUUUUAAUGAGGAAAGAAAGAAAGAUACGCAUCGAACCAGAAGCUUUCAAAGCUAUAUAUGCGAUACCUGAAUAUUAUAUUAUAUACAAGAGUAGUUUGUAGCGUUCCUAAUUCGAGAGUCUUAUGUUAAUCCCGACGAAUUCGUUAGUUUUUAAGUAAAAAUAAGUAAAAUAUAUCUUCCUUUUGUACUCAAUCAAUUGAACAAGAAAAGAAAGUUAAAAUUACUGUAAUUCCUCAAGACCAAAUAUGUCAAGACAAAAGCAAAGCCUAUUCACGAGUGUCAAAUUGAUUAAAGUCACAAAGCGUUCCAUUAGUUUUGUCGUAUAUUUAGUGGACAAAAUAAACCUACGCUCGUGUCUAUGUGUUCGAAGUUGUUAAUCGUCACAUGUUAUUCUCGAAUUUAAGAAGUAAAGACAGAAAAACAAAUAACUAAAGAAUUUACCAUGUGGACCAGUUUGAAGUGGCCCAAAAACUCUAUAUAUAAUACAGAAAGAUAUAAAUACGUUUUGUUGGUGUGUGUUAGCGCGCGCGCAAGUGUGUGUGUGUGUGUGUGUGUGUGUGUGUGUGUGUGUGUGUGUGUGUGUGUGUGUGUGUGUGUGUGUAUGUGUGUGUGUGUGUGUGUGUGUGUGUGUA
This is a messenger RNA of Phymastichus coffea, 7491 nucleotides long. RefSeq names its product rho GTPase-activating protein 7 (gene cv-c). The coding region runs from base 1203 to 6173 and encodes 1656 amino acids. Lineage: Eukaryota; Metazoa; Arthropoda; Insecta; Hymenoptera; Eulophidae. Gene Ontology annotation, biological process: actin cytoskeleton organization; regulation of Rho protein signal transduction; signal transduction. Gene Ontology annotation, molecular function: GTPase activator activity; lipid binding. The record is from RefSeq and is a predicted model, not a curated record. The transcript has 15 exons.